This is a messenger RNA of Ixodes scapularis (black-legged tick), 1823 nucleotides long. Its product is annotated as allatostatin-A receptor-like. The record is from RefSeq and is a predicted model, not a curated record. Gene Ontology annotation, biological process: G protein-coupled receptor signaling pathway. Gene Ontology annotation, molecular function: G protein-coupled receptor activity. The coding region runs from base 63 to 1349 and encodes 428 amino acids. The transcript has a single exon. Gene Ontology annotation, cellular component: membrane. Lineage: Eukaryota; Metazoa; Arthropoda; Arachnida; Ixodida; Ixodidae.
UUGAUCCCAAAUACAACAGCAACGGACAAGCGACUCCUCUAACACAAGCCAAACGCCUCAAGAUGGCCUACUACCUCAGAGACGUCAUGAGGCCUCCAACAGACGGCGCAAGCUUUGAAAUGACCACCUCCCUGCCAAAUUCCGACAAGCUGGAGAUGCUAUCCACGGCCAUGGCGAUGCUAUCACAGACGGCUCUGCCAGAAUCCAUAGCAACUUCUGCUUCCCGGCUUUGUAAAGAAAACAGCAGUCUCUGCAGGGCCAACGUCUCUGGCCCGUCGUACCCUGACUCCGAGUACGAAGACAUGUACGACUAUCCUGGCAACAGGGCCGUGGAAGAAGUCCUAGCUAUCGUGGUCCCCAUACUGUUCGGGGCCAUCGCCGUGGUCGGGUUCUUCGGCAACGCCCUGGUGGUACUCGUCGUCCUCUGCAACCCCCAGAUGCGCUCAACGACGAACAUCCUCAUUAUUAACCUUGCCAUGGCCGACCUCUUGUUCAUUGUCUUCUGCGUGCCAUUCACCGGAUGGGACUACACCCUUAACUACUGGCCUUUCGGAGAUGUCUGGUGUCGCAUCGUGCAGUACUUGGUCAUCGUGUGCGCGUACGCUAGCAUCUACACCCUAGUCCUGAUGUCCUUCGACCGCUUCCUCGCAGUGGUUCAUCCGAUCACCUCCAUGUCUAUCAGGACGGAACGGAACGCGUACAUCGCCAUCUUCUUGACGUGGGUGGUCAUCCUCUUGGCGUGCGUACCGGCGCUCUUCUCCCACGGUAUGGUAUUCUUGGACGACAACUACUCCUCCUGUACGUUCCUGGCGGAGAUGGGGUACAGCUUAGCAGCCUUCCAGAUCUGCUUCUUUAUGUUCUCCUUCGUUGUUCCUCUCGCACUCAUUUUCAUCUUGUACGUUCUCAUGCUGAAGAGGCUCUGGUUCGGCGUGACUCCUGGAGGGCGUGUCAGUGCCGAGAGUGUUCGCUCCAAGAAGCGCGUCACGCGACUGGUCGUGGUGGUCGUGGUGGUGUUCGCAGUUUGUUGGUGUCCUGUACAAAUAGUCCUGGUGCUGAAGAGCGUCGAACUCUAUGGUCUCCCCAUGAAUCCGCCGAGGAUCGUCAUCCAGAUCGCUUCGCAGAUACUGGCCUACACCAACUCGUGCGUCAAUCCGUUUCUGUACGCUUUUCUGUCGGAGAACUUUCGCAAGAGCUUCCGCAAGAUCAUCUUCUGCUACCAGAGGAACGCGUCCAGUUCCUCUUCCGGCCCUUCCAGGACGAGAAUAGGAGAAGAAGGGGAAAAGACUGAGCGGGAAACAAUGGGUAACUGCACCACUAAAACUUCCAAAAUUUCGAACGAUAUCCUCUAGCGCUCUGCAUCGCAAGAAGAGCUGCUGCAGAAAGACAGCUUGCAAUGGCGUGAUCCACGAGCAGCGCGGGUUCGUUCCUGCAGAUCGACCGAGGAAGUUGCUGUUGUUAACUCGUGGUGUGUCGUUUGUGUCCAUUUUGUGUAUCACUGUGAGUCGCGCACCACGUGACCUGCAUUCCCGAUACUUUUGAGUCGGUUUGCUGUUUUCUGUGUGUGUGUUUCGAGAACUUCGUUUCAGGAAUGCACUUCAGGAAAUCGAGUACCUCUUGUGCUCGAAGUGCAUAAUCGGCUUACCCGAGUAUCGAGUUUGGCGAAGGGUGUAUUUUUCUUUUGUGUUAGGCUAACACCAUCUAGCGAAGAAGACCUUACUGUGCUGGGUUUGUGACGUCACCUAUCAGAUGCCGGAACGAGGCAGAUAUUGGAAAUGAGCGCUGACGCAGCACUCGUGUUCCAUCGGCGCCCAUCACCGGCUUUU